CAUUGUUUAAAAGCUGCAAGAUUUACCCACUUUCAGAAACUGAGGAAGACAAAACAGGGCAGCCUCGCAAGUGGAGUCCACCGCCAGUGGUCCGCCGCGUUCUCCUUCCAAAGUCCAUGCCUUCUGAGUCUCUGCAUACGCACUGUAAGAGGAAGGCCAUCUUCACUACAUACCUUUGCAAAGAACUUAGGUUGAAUGAAUGACGGUACUUAUCUGCGGAUGAACGGAAGGCGGAGAGUCUCGAGCAUAGGCGUUAGGCACGUCUGAACAGUCUCUGUCUUGUGCUGUGUAUCAAGGACAGACUCUAAAGAUGGCUACCCCAGAGAUAACACUGAAUUUUUUCAGAGAGGGACUGCCAGUCAUCACGAAGGUUGUGACGACUGAAACAGUUGACCUGUCGGAAGUCGCGCGAGACUGUGAGCUGGUGCCUGAGGGAAGCCUUUACUUCAGAGGCGUUGACGACAAGAAGGUGUCUUUCUCCAGAACUCCUGUAUCCGUCAAGAAGCUCCUGGAGACCUGUGGUUCGGAGGGCGACCUCCAUAUCCUGCUGAAUCCGUUUGACGGGCUGCGGUUUAUCAAGUUCAAAUAUGGAAAGUCUACGAAGACAUUUCCUGCGACCACAGUAAGCUGGGACGAAUUCACAUCCUGGGUACUCGAGGUCAACCCUCAGUAUACAGGCUAUGAGCUGAGCGCCAAGUUUGCUGGUCCAGGAUUAGAACUAGAGGCGAGAUCUGAAGGCGAGUUUCAGAUCGCCGUUCCCUCGUUCCUGCGCUUUUUCCCCAAACAAGUGGUCGACUUGACAGUUACAGUGAAGCAGGGCCAUUUGAGAUCGUUCUCAACCUUUACGGGAGACCGGGGGGUGAAGGAUGGGAUGGCUAUCCUUCUUGGCCAAUCCUACGACAUGAACAAGAAGAGCCACCAGAACCCGAAGAGUGUGGCCAGGUUGGACGGGUACGACCCUAUGGAGCUCACAGAAGAAGUUCUCUUGAAGGAAGUUCCGAAGCGCUACUCUGGGGGCCGGGCUGCGACUGUGCACGACCUUCUGAAACAGACUAUGUGGCUACUGUCGGCCGCAUAUGCAGCCUGCGGCGAAUCAAACUCGCAAACGGAGGCCACAAAGCGGACAUUCAUCGACCAAGUGCUCAUCCUAGUAGCGGCAAUCAUCUCCACGGUGCUCGAUUUAGACGACGAACUCGAACUGAUCAUGGAGUACAAGUUUGACAACGGAACCCUCGACUACAUCUACAGGCAUCUGCGAGCACUCGUCGCCCUCAUCGAAGCCAAAGGUGAAUGCAAGCUGCCGGCCUACCGCGGCCAAGCCUUGGUGGAGAUGUCGUCCCUCAAGCGCGUCAAACAGCAGGACAGCAGGAAGCGGGACUGGGAGGAGAUGGAGGAUGCAGGAACAGUGGGAAUCCUGACCAACGCCGACGAGUGGGAGUUCUUUGUGUUCCGGCCAAACGCGCAGCCGCCAGUGACCUUUCGACGACUUGCUUCCGAUAUGUCGAUAGUUGAUUGGAAGGAUGUGCAAGCACUCCAAACUCUGUUCAAGCCAGUAAUUGAGCAGCUGGUCGGCAUCCUGGCUGUGGAGUGCAAGUUGGUGAAAGAGAGCGCUGCAAAGAAGGUCAAACCAAAUGUCAAGUGACAGCUUGAGUCUGACUUCAUUGUCCAGAUAUGCUCAAGGCUCCCGACACUGAUGUGGUAGCAAGGUGGUGCUCGUAGCUGCAUCGGUUUCUGUUACCAAUCUGCUAUGUCUGGUUCCAGCCAGUACGAGUGAGUCUAAAGAGUUCGCUUAUGGCCGAACCUUGUGUUGCCCAACUCACCAAGUGAGAAUGUGUCACCACGACCUUUUGUUCUAAAUGCUGCUAGUACCACA
Klebsormidium nitens is the source of this 1873-nucleotide messenger RNA. NCBI's taxonomy places the organism in Eukaryota, Viridiplantae, Streptophyta, Klebsormidiophyceae, Klebsormidiales, Klebsormidiaceae. The record is from the annotation of a GenBank genome assembly.